GAUUGACGGUAUUGGUAGCCAUGAUCGGUUGCUUGGCCCCUUCUCUUCGGUGGAGAUUUUUCAAGAUGGUUGGUUGCGUGACACCCUGCCAGCAGCCUCCUUUGCCCGGUCCUACUAUGACAGAGCGGACGUGCCUGCUGGCGCGUACUGCUACGUUGGGUCGGGGAGCCGACUGGCAGGUGACACGACAGCUGACUGGCAUGCUGAAGUACUUCGUUUCGGUGAGGCAGCACAUCCUGGUCCAGUUUGGCUGCCACAGGACAGUUUUGCCCUCGGCACUAUGAACCCGUCGGGCAUCCGUGGCAAGGAACAUCAAGUGCUCGACCUUCCUGCAGGAAUUUGGACAGUGGCAGAGACCCAUCUCAGCCUACCUCUGACAAAUACUGUUCUUGGGACUUUGCGACGAACAGCUCGAGCUUGUGACCGGGACUGUCGAUUCCUUGUUGGUGCGCCUGUUCCCUUGCGCACCUCUUCCAGCCUCGCCGGGACAUGGAGUGGAGUUAUGCAUAUUGCUGAUUGCCCCUCACGUUCAGUUCAAGCCCAGUGGCCGCAUGGGGAGUUCCAGUUAGGACGCGUGGCCCUGGCACAACAUUGGCUAGGCAGCUUAGGAGUGACGGGGGCAGCAAUCUAUGCCUGGUCGCCUGGCCCGACGUGGCCUGGUGCUAAGAAGCUCACCAAUCGUCUCUUUGAGACCCUGACUGAUGUUUUGAUCCACAGCCGACAGGGCUGCCGCUAUGUCAGUGGGGAUUUCAAUUUGACCCUGGACGAGAUUCCGAUCAUCGAGUAUUGGAAGAGUCUGGGCUGGAAAGAGGUGCAAGAGCUUGAUUGGAGCAUGAAUGGGGUGCCACCUCGCCCUACGUGCAAAGGCACCACCCAGAAGGACUUUGUGCUGGUUUCUCCAGAGCUUGCAGCGCUCUUCCACAGUGCAGAAGUCCUGCCGGUGUUUGCUGAUCAUGCAGCAGUAUUUGGACGAUUCAAGCUUCAAGCCCUCCAUCAGAAUCUGCAGAAGAAUGAUCAGAAUCCUAAUGCAAUGGCAUAUCGCCUUGAAUGUUGGAGCUCUAUUCUCCGUGGCAAAGGCUUUGUGGGAGGUUUUGUCCAGUGGUGGCCUACCCGACGCAUCAAAUUGCAGGGCUCUCCAACAUCUCUGGAAAUGCUGGUACCUUCAUCCACCUCUAUUGCACGAAUGUUUGAAGACUUCACUCUGAACUUCCGACAAUAUGAAUCGUGGAACUGCCGGAAGCAGCGGGAGAUUAGCCGAGCCCGUAUUCAGGCCUUCCGUCACCAGAUCUUCCAGAGGAUCCGUUCCAAGACAAAAGACUAUGUCGACACACUGGUGGAAAGUGCUGAUGCAGAGAUUCUUGCUGUAUCGGAACGGGGUGACCAAAUUCAACUUGAGAGACCCUUGGGCAAUACAAUUCAUGAUCACCUCUCCUGGUGGAUUGACGACUUCAAUGAAAUCAAGGUUGAGCAGAUCUCUGAAGAUUUGUACCAGGUGGUGGAUGCGGACUGUCUCAUUCAAGCGGGCCAACUCCUCACGUGCAAGAGCUAUUGCACUGAAGUUACUACGAUCCACAGAGCUUUGGGGGAGUUUUGGACACAACGAUGGAGCAAACAUGCCAACAUCCCUGCUUCUGACUGGAACCGCAUCUUGUCUUUUGGCCGAGCAUUUCUCCCGAGGAGGCCUAUGCCAUACCAACCACUUGAUCUGGUGACUUGGGAUGCAGCCAAUGCUCGCUAUACUGAUCGAUCGGCUCGGGGAGCAGACGGAUUCCAUCCUCAUGAUCUGGUGGUGAUGCCGCGCGCAUUCAAACUGGCCUUGCUUCAACUUUUGCAUUCGGUGGAAAACCAGGCGACUGCUUGGCCUCAACAGCUGCUGACGGGGUUCACGGCCUGCUUGGCUAAGACUGUAGAUGCUGCUGCGGUCUCACAGUUCCGCCCUCUGGUUAUCUUCCCGGCGAUAUACCGUAGCUGGGCCACAGCUAGGGCCAAACCACUGCUGGCCCACAUUGCAGAGCUGGCUACAGACACCCAAUUUGGCUUUAUGCCUGGCCGUGAAUGUCUAGAGAUCACCUUCAUGAUCCAAGCAUUGGUUGAACUCAUGGCGCUUAGCCAGAGCACUAUGCAAGGCCUGGUCACUGAUAUACAGAAAGCCUUUGAGAAUAUCCCUCGUUUUCCUGUGCUGCAGCUGGCCCGCCACAUUGGUGCGCCCAAACCGGUGCUCCAGGCCUGGGAGACAUUCAUGGAUACUAUGGAAAGGCGCUUCCAAGUUCGAGGUGACACCGGCCCGGCUCACACUUCGUCUGCAGGCGUACCGGAAGGGUGCGCGCUCUCCUGCGUGGCAAUGAGUGUCAUUGAUUUGGCCUUCCAUUAUUACAUGAAGUGCUUUGCCCCUCAGGUGAUUCCUCUGUCCUUUGUGGACAACUUAGGCUUGCUGGCAGUCCAAGUUGGCGACCUGUUCCGCAGUACGGUUAUUCUGCAGGAGUUCAUGGCUAUGUGGCAAUUGGACCUUGAUCAUCGCAAGACUUGGACCUGGUCCACUAGCAUGCAAGAUCACCAGGAGUUGCACAUGCUGGGCUAUGAAGUCAAGACACAUGCUUCCGACCUGGGAGCCCAGUUGAGCUAUACAGGCCGUCGACACAUUGAUCACGUGCAGGCACGCAUUGAUAGCCUACACAGUCUGUGGCCGCGGUUGCGCAGAAUGGAAGUGCAUGAUGAGCUAAAGCGUCAGUUGCUGGUGGCUGCAUUCUGGCCACGGGCUCUCCAUGGCACUGCACUAUGCCUACUUGGAGGUACACACCUCUCAUCAUUGCGUACGCAGGCCGUACGAGCUCUUGGUUAUGGAAGAGCAGGAGCUGCACCACUUCUUCGCAUGGCUCUUUCACCAAACCUGAAGAGUGACCCAGGCUUUUACCACCUCGUGUUGGUCCUGGACAGCUUCAGACGCAUAGCCGGCAAGCAAGAGCAACUAUUGACUCUCUGGCGGGAUCAUCACCGCUUGUAUCGAGGAGUGCUCAAAGCGGGCCCUUUCUCCAAGCUCUAUGAGGUGUUAUCACCGUUGUCCUGGACUCUGCUUGAGCCACCUUGGAUUCAACCACGUACAGGAGCAGCAUUUGACUUGUUGCAAAUCCCGGCCACAAUCCUGUACAGGAUGUUGGAGACAACAUGGAUGGAGGUAGUGAGUGCCUCGGUCCGCCAUCGAGCAGACUUCCGUGGAGUGAAUGAAAUUGAUCGUCCUACGCUGCUUCGGGCCCAAAAGGCGUUGACUCCCUUGGCUCUCAGCCAGGUGACGGCGUUGCAGGAAGGCGUCUUUCUCACAGGUCGACAGCAGAGCAAAUUUGACCGUCUUCAAUCAGGAAUGUGUCCUUGGUGUGAUGUGGUCGAUGAUCUGGAUCACAGGUGCACAGUUUGCCAACCGCUACAUGCCGCCCGAGCUAAACAUGUCAGGAUUUUGCAGGAAUGGCCGCAUUUGCCCGUGUCCUUGCGACAUCGUUUGCUGCCGGAGCGAUUUCCUGCCUGGGAUUCUUGGGUCCAGUCUCUUGGUGAGUUAGCUGUACCUCGGUUUGAUUUUGCAUUAGUUGCUGAUCCCAAUGUGCCUUGGACAGACAUAUUUACUGAUGGCUCCUGCCUUCGACCCGAGCAGCCGGAAUGCUCCUUGGCGGCCUGGGCAUGUGUCUCGGCAACUCAUGGUAAGUGUCUUGUUGCAGCACCGCUAUAUGGGCCGUGCCAGAACAUUGAUCGCAGCGAGACGAUGGCAUUGGUGGCCGCCGCAACUUGGGCUGCGAAGGAGGGUGCAGCCGUUGCGAUCUGGAGUGACAGUGCUUAUGCCACUACAGGCCUCACUAGGCUGCUGGCUCAUCCGGAGGCGGUCCCCUAUGACACCAACAGUGACCUCUGGUAUGAGCUUCAGGGUUUGCUUCAUGCUGGUGUGCGCUUGCAAUGUCAACAUGUGGCCGCACACCGCAACCUGCAAGACAGCAAGUCUCCGGUUGAUGAUUGGACACUUCACUGGAACAAUGCAGCAGACAAAGCGGCCAAAGCGGCCCACUGCAUGCGAGCACCUUCUGUCCUAGCUAUGUGGCGAAGCCUCUGUGCUCACCAAGACCGCAGCUUGCGCCUCCUGCUCGAUCUUCAGGCGCUACACACAGAGGUGGCUUCAGCACGCCAAGUCCUACUGAAGCAGCCGCUUGAUGAGGACGCUGUCCUGGCUGCCGACGCGGCAGAGGGCGGUGGUGAUCUUCAAGGCUUCAUUCCACCUCAGCGUGUCACAUCGCGGUGGACGUCGCUCGGCACGGUUCCGCUGCACGAGCGCCUCCUUCGUGGAGAUGCACUGGCGGAGACCGUCAUUGCGGUGAUGAUGGGACAGGUGCGAAAUUGA
Messenger RNA from Durusdinium trenchii, 4375 nucleotides. The record is from the annotation of a GenBank genome assembly. Lineage: Eukaryota; Dinophyceae; Suessiales; Symbiodiniaceae.